UUUCGCAACUUAUCGUCCCCAUCCUGAUAUUCACAAUGGAAGGCGCCGAGCCCGUUGAAUCGCCGCGCAAGCGAUUGAAGACCGACAAUGCAUCUUCCUCCGAGGAAGCCGUGCUCCCAGGCGCUGCUGCGGAGUCCGCGCCGGCCAAGAUCUCCGAAAGCGACGCCCAGGCCAUGAAGGAGUUGGAGGUCGGCAUCACGCACUUCGUGAGAGCCGAUAAUGAAGGGUUCUCGGGUGUUCUGAAGAAGAGGUAUACCGAUUUCCUGGUCAACGAAAUCGUGCCGUCCGGCGAAGUCCUGCAUCUGCGAAAUGUGAUCCUGUCGACCCCGAACGAGAACGAAGAUGGUGCUGCCAAGCCGACGACAGAAGGAGUCGGGGAGAAUAAGGAGGAGGAGAAGCCGGAGCCCGCGGCUGAGGAGGCGCCCAAGGAAAAGAAGCAGUUUGAGCUUUCGGAGGAGGACAAGACGCUGAUGGAGGAGUUGUUCGGCGAACCGUCGACGAAGAAGAUCGUGGGGCUGCACAACCGCGCUCAGAACAACGACCGGGCCCGACCUAGUGAACUCGGCAAGAUCCCUACCGUGGUUGUCGAUGACCGCGAUCUGCGCGUCAAGAUGCAUCAGGCGAUCCGUCGCAUCUUCAAGUCGCAGCUUGAAUCGUCGACCGACGCCGACGGCAUGAUGACCAUCUCGGCGGCGCCGAACAGGAACAAGCGCAGCGCAAAGGCUGGCCCUGCGGGUGCUGGGCGCGACCGUGGCCGCGUCAACUGGGAUGAGCUCGGAGGACCGUAUCUGCAUUUCACCAUCUAUAAGGAGAACAAGGACACCAUGGAGGUUAUCUCCUUUAUCUCUCGCCAACUCAGGAUGAACCCCAAGAGCUUCCAGUUUGCGGGCACCAAGGACCGCCGCGGAGUGACGGUGCAGAGGGCCUGUGCUCACCGCGUGCAAGCCGAACGCCUUACCAAGCUGAAUGCCUGUCUUCGCAAUGCGGUCAUCGGCGACUUCGAGUACCGGCAGCAAGGGCUCGAGCUGGGCGAUCUCAACGGAAACGAGUUCGUCGUCACGCUCCGUGAGUGCGAUAUUCCCGGUCUGGACCUCGAGAACCGCGAGACGGCCGUCGCGAAGGCCUCGGAUCUGGUGGGCUCUGCGUUGUGGAAUCUCCGCGAGCGAGGCUACUUCAACUACUACGGUCUGCAGCGCUUCGGAACGUUUGCGACUCGCACUGACACCGUGGGCGUGAAAAUGCUUCAGAGCGAUUUCAAGGGCGCCGUCGAUGCCAUCCUAGACUACAGCUCCGAGUCCUUGGAGGCCGCCGAAGCCGGCGAAAACGCCACCAGCCUGAUCAGCUCCGACGACAAGGCUCGCGCGAAGGCCAUCCACAUGUUCCGCACGAGUGACAAGUGCACCGAAGCCCUGGACAUCCUGCCCCGGAAAUUCUCCGCCGAAUCCAACCUGAUCCGACACCUCAGUCGCUCGCGCAACGACUGCCGCGGUGCCCUGCAGACCAUCCCGCGGAAUCUGCGACUGAUGUACGUGCACGCCUACCAGUCGCUGGUGUGGAACUUCGCCGCCGGCGAGCGCUGGCGUCUCUACGGCGACAAAGUCGUCGAGGGCGACCUCGUGCUCGUCCACGAACACCGCGACAAAGAAGGCGACGACAACACCGCCUCCAACGUCGACGCCGACGGCGAGGUGAUCAUCGCCCCCGGCGCUGCCGACAGCUCCUUCGUCGACUACACGCGCGCCCGCGCCCUGACGGCCGACGAGGCCGCCAGCGGCAAGUACACCGUCUUCGACGUCGUCCUGCCCCUCCCCGGCUUCGACGUGCUGUACCCCGCCAACGCCAUGACGGAGUGGUACAAGACGUUCAUGGCCAGCGAGCAAGGCGGCGGGCUCGACCCGUUCGAUAUGCGCCGGCAGUGGAAGGACAUCAGUCUUAGCGGAAGCUACCGCAAGCUCCUCAGCCGCAUGGGUCCGGACUUCUCUUGCCAGGUGCACCAGUACUCGCAGGACGACGAGCAGUUCAUCCAGACGGAUCUGCAGAAGCUGCAGCAAGGUCAGGAGGGGGCUGUAGACGCUGCGUCCUCGUCUGGGGAUAAGAUUGCUGUUGUUCUGAAGUUCCAGCUGGGUUCGAGCCAGUACGCGACGAUGGCGUUGCGAGAGUUGAUGAAGGGCAAGGUCAAGGCGUAUAAGCCUGAUUUUUCAGGCCGGGCUUGAGUUAGGGAUAAUGUAUAUAUUAAAAGUAUGAUGGUUAUAUACUUGCAUGGAGACCGAUGUUUCC
This is a messenger RNA of Aspergillus steynii IBT 23096, 2277 nucleotides long. RefSeq names its product pseudouridine synthase PUS7. The transcript is spliced from 2 exons. Gene Ontology annotation, cellular component: nucleus. The coding region runs from base 36 to 2213 and encodes 725 amino acids. NCBI's taxonomy places the organism in Eukaryota, Fungi, Ascomycota, Eurotiomycetes, Eurotiales, Aspergillaceae. Gene Ontology annotation, molecular function: pseudouridine synthase activity; RNA binding. Gene Ontology annotation, biological process: pseudouridine synthesis. The record is from RefSeq and is a predicted model, not a curated record.